This is a messenger RNA of Xiphophorus couchianus (Monterrey platyfish), 4065 nucleotides long. Its product is annotated as myelin transcription factor 1-like. The transcript has 23 exons. Gene Ontology annotation, cellular component: nucleus. Gene Ontology annotation, biological process: regulation of transcription by RNA polymerase II. NCBI's taxonomy places the organism in Eukaryota, Metazoa, Chordata, Actinopteri, Cyprinodontiformes, Poeciliidae. The coding region runs from base 246 to 3809 and encodes 1187 amino acids. Gene Ontology annotation, molecular function: DNA-binding transcription factor activity, RNA polymerase II-specific; zinc ion binding; RNA polymerase II cis-regulatory region sequence-specific DNA binding. The record is from RefSeq and is a predicted model, not a curated record.
AGCAGAAUCGGCUCUGUCCAGGGUGCUGGGAGGCUCAUGGGGCCUGGACCUCAUCCGCGGACACCACUGGAGAAUUCAAAGUUUUUGCGCUGUGUUCAGGUGCUUUGCUUUUGUAGUUGUUUUUUUUGUUGUUGUUGCGUGGAGCAUCGUUACUGAGGGCGACAGUCCGCCUCCCUAGAAAUGUCAAGGCGGAGGGGGAGGGGAGGAUUGUAGUGUGAGUAAGGCAUAAAUGAGUUCAAAGAUAGAUGAAAAUGAGUCAAGACACAGAGACAAGAACACGAGCUCGUUCCAAAGCCAUCCGGGCAGAACAAGUUGGACAAGCAAUGAAGCUGGAAAUGAGCAGCAGCUGUCCCACCCCUGGAUGUGAUGGCAAAGGUCACGUCAGUGGAAGAUAUUCGAGACACAGAAGCGCGCUAGGGUGCCCAAUUGUAAAGAAAAGGAAGCUACAGGAGGCUGAGAUCGAAGAGAACCCGCUGUCGCCCAGGAAGAGGACCCAGCCUACCAAACAGGCCGAUGAGGACAGUGACAUGGCAGAAGAGGAGGAGCAGAAUGAGGAAGAUGGAGAGGAAAAAGAUGGCAUCAAAGACAAAAAGAAAAAAGAAACAAAGAGCGAGACGGGAAAAGUUGAACGCACCUCGGCGACCACAGACAGCCCAGAACAACCUUGCCCUUCACCUGAUGACAAGAGCAGAAGUAUCACCUCAGAGACUGAGAACAAAGUAGAGACAGAAAACUUUAGCGAGGAGGUAACGUGUGUGAUAAUCACAGAGGAAGAGGAGGCUCAGUCAGCAUCCGCGUGCCUCCCGCCACAGCUCCCAGCAGAAGAAACAACUGUCCCUUGCCAUGAAGAGACAAAAGAUGAGGAAGAGGAUGGAGAAAAAAAGGCAAACCUGGAGGAGGAGGAGGAGGAACUGGAAAGUCAGAGGAAUGUUGCAGAAGAGACGGAGAUAAGAAGACAGAUGAUCAGGCAGGAAAAUUCUGAUCAUCAGUACUCAAGUGGAGAUUACAAAAAUCAGGCCAAAGAGUCAAAACCGAUAGAAAAUAAUGAGACUGAAGAAGAGGAGGAGGACGAGGAGGACGCAGAGGAAGAGGAAGAGGAGGAGGAGGAGGAAGAGGACGAAGACGAUGGAGCAGUGAGACAAGUUGAGACAGUUUUCAUUCAGGAAUCUGAAGCGACUGUGUCACUCAGGGAAGAGCAGUGCGACACCCUCAGGGCCGAGGAAGAAGCAGCAGAGGAGAAGCGAAGCAGCAAAGCCGGUGAAGUAGAGCAAGAAGAAGAAGAAGACGAGGAAGAAGAAGAUGAAGAAGAUGAUGAGGAAGAAGAAGGAAACUCAAGCAAAGCCUCUCCGAGCACAGUCAUCAUCGAAGUUCACGCCGAAGAGGAGGAACACGAGGAGGACGAGGAGGAAGAGGAGGAAGAGGAAGACGACGAGGAACUGGAGGAGGAAGACGAGGAGGAGGAGGAGGAGGACGAGGACAGGGGAGAGGAAUUGGAUCGUGUCUCCGAGGGAUCGGGCGUCACGGACGACUCUGAAAACUGGGACAUGACGCGAGGGAAUCUGGGGCUGCUGGAGCAGGCCAUUGCUCUGAAGGCAGAGGAGAUCCAGGGAGGUCAGGAGAGCAGCAGUUCUGUCGACUACCAACCGAGCAACGCCUCCAUGAAGAACUCUGACGGUUCUGCUGGAGUCCGCUGCUCCACCCACUGUAGCAAAGAAAAGAAGGAAGUCAAGUGUCCAACUCCAGGUUGUGACGGAACAGGCCACAUCACUGGGUUGUAUCCUCACCACCGCAGUCUUUCUGGAUGUCCCCACAAAGACAGAAUACCUCCAGAGAUUUUGGCCAUGCACGAAAAUGUCUUGAAGUGUCCUACUCCCGGCUGCACCGGCCAAGGUCAUGUGAACAGUAACCGCAACACACACCGCAGCCUGUCCGGUUGCCCCAUAGCAGCAGCAACUAAGCUGAACAAGAACCAGGACAAGCAGGUUCAUCUGCAAGCUUCAGCCAGUGAGCCGACCUCAAACUCUGACAGAGUGCUAAGGCCAAUGUGUUUUGUGAAGCAGCUGGAGAUCCCUCAGUAUGGCAGCUACCGCCCCAACACAGUGACUACCACACCUCGAGCUAACCUUGCCAAGGAGCUGGAGAAAUACUCCAAGGUUUCUUUUGACUAUGCAAGCUUUGAUGUCCAAGUGUUUGGAAAGCGUAUGAUUGUUCCAAAGAUGCCCGACACUACCGACACAUCCACUAAAGUUUUCAAAUCUAAACCAUUUUCCAAGGCGUCCUCCCCAAGCCAUGGUUCAUCAGGAGGUUUCGCCAAGAACAUCCCAUCCUCUAGUGGUUAUGACUACAGCCAGGAUGCAGAGGCAGCCCAUAUGGCAGCAACAGCAAUCCUCAACCUGUCCACCCGCUGCUGGGAGAGACCGGAAACCUGCGGCACUAAACUCCGGGAGCCUUGCACCAAGGAGGUCGCGAUUGAGGUGGAUGAGAAUGGCACCUUAGACCUCAGCAUGAAAAAGACCAAGAGAGAGGACAUACAGUCUGCAGAGACUGCAUGUUCUUUGCCUUCCUCCUCUCAACUUGUGGAUGCCACGUUGUCUCAGGACCAUCCUCAGUCAGAUUGGGACGGUCCACUAGAUUUCACCAAGCCCAAUGAAGACAAGGAGGAAGACCAUGAAGAGAUGGAAUACACAGCUCCUUCAUAUACAUCAUCUGAUGACGAGGAAGAGAACCAAGAAAACUCAGAGGACCGGAAAUACCCCGGUGAAGUCACUACUGGCAGUUUUAAAGUCAAGUUUCAGCCCAAAGACAACAAAAAAGAAGUUAUUGUAUGUCCAACACCAGGCUGUGAUGGCAGUGGGCAUAUAACUGGCAAUUAUGCAUCACAUCGAAGUCUGUCAGGCUGUCCUCUUGCUGAUAAAUCACUUCGGACCCUCAUGGCUGCCCACACAGCUGAACUGAAGUGUCCGACUCCAGGCUGUGAUGGAUCGGGUCACAUCACUGGAAACUACGCGUCGCACAGGAGUUUGUCUGGAUGUCCACGGGCCAAGAAAGGAGGAGUCAAAUCAGCACCUUGCAAAGACGACAAGGAAGAAUCUGAGCUGCUGAGGUGUCCAGUUCCUGGCUGUGACAGUCUUGGACACAUCAGUGGAAAGUAUGCUACCCACCGUAGUGCCUAUGGCUGUCCACUUGCAGCAAAGCGACAGAGGGAAGGUCUACUAAAUGGCACUCCUUUCUCUUGGAAGGCCUUUAAGACCGAAGGCCCGACCUGCCCAACACCAGGCUGUGACGGUUCUGGUCAUGCUAAUGGCAGUUUCUUGACACACCGCAGUCUCUCAGGUUGUCCGAGAGCUCCAGCCAGCAAGAAGAAAGUCAAGCUUCCUGGAGACGAAUAUAUAACAGCAAAGUUCAGAGCGAGCGACGUUCUGGAUAAUGAUGAAGACAUCAAGCAGCUGAACAAGGACAUCAGUGAACUGAAUGAGUGCAACGCAGAGAUGGAGGCUGACAUGAUGAAUUUGCACACUCAGAUUUCUUCCAUGGAGAAGAACCUAAAGAACAUGGAGGAGGAAAACAAGCAGAUAGAGGAGAAGAAUGAAGCUUUGUUCUUGGAGCUGUCUGGUCUGAGUCAGGUAUUAAUUCGCAGCCUGGCCAACAUCCGCCUGCCUACCAUGCAGGAACCAGUAUCCGAGCAGAACUUCGAUAAUUACGUGGAGACUCUGACCUACAUGUUCACCAAUAAAGACUGCUACCAAAACCCUGACACCCGGGCCCUGCUGGAGUCCAUCAGUCAAGCAGUAAAAGGCAUAGAGGUAUGAUGCAAGGCGACGACAAAACAAGCAGCUGCCACAUUUCUUCUGAGUUCUUACAUAAUUGUAUGUGAUCAUUCUUCUUACUCGGUUAUUUAAUAACUCCACUAGUUGGGUUUUUUUUUUUAGCAUGUUGUUGGAUGACGUAUGAGCCAGAACAGACGACUGCAUGUCGAGUGUGUGUCACCGCACUGGCAUCCAGAGGUUACUUUAAGUCAGGAAGUCAAAGUGCAUAACCAGGAAAUGUGUGCAGAACAAAUUUUUU